AGGUCCAGUAAAAAACGGAUGCAGAAAAGGUCACGGAUCUUGGUAGAGGCAGAAGGCAAAUUGAGGAGUGGAGAAGAGAAGAUACUCGGCCAUGGCGACCAGGCUAGCUUCUCCCAACGCUGUCAUGGCUUCCAUUCCUCACUUCCACGGGCUUAAAGCCAAAAGCCGAGCAGAUACUCUGGCACUGCCCCAAGCAGUUUCAUACAAGGGCAAAGGUGCCAUUGGCGCUCGCUGCGGUGACUUCAUCGGCUCUCCCACGAACCUGAUAAUGGUGACGUCGACGACGUUGAUGCUGGUGGCUGGACGAUUCGGGUUGGCUCCAUCGGCGAACAGGAAGGCGACGGCGGGACUGAGGCUGGUGGCGAGGGAGUCUGGCCUCCAAACCGGCGACCCUGCCGGCUUCACCGGCACCGACACCCUUGCCUGUGGCGUUGUUGGUCACAUCAUCGGCGUCGGCGUUGUCCUUGGCUUCAAAUACUUGGGUGUCAUCUAAAUUACCGUGUUAUCAUUCGGUUCCAACUACUGCAUGUAUUUAAUCCAUCAGUUCGAUCUCCUUCUUCCAUUUAAA
Messenger RNA from Nymphaea colorata (pocket water lily), 568 nucleotides. Its product is annotated as photosystem I reaction center subunit psaK, chloroplastic. The coding region runs from base 92 to 493 and encodes 133 amino acids. The transcript is spliced from 3 exons. Gene Ontology annotation, biological process: photosynthesis. Gene Ontology annotation, cellular component: membrane; photosystem I. Lineage: Eukaryota; Viridiplantae; Streptophyta; Magnoliopsida; Nymphaeales; Nymphaeaceae. The record is from RefSeq and is a predicted model, not a curated record.